This is a messenger RNA of Carya illinoinensis, 1026 nucleotides long. RefSeq names its product cytosolic sulfotransferase 5-like. Gene Ontology annotation, molecular function: sulfotransferase activity. Gene Ontology annotation, biological process: sulfation. The record is from RefSeq and is a predicted model, not a curated record. Gene Ontology annotation, cellular component: cytoplasm. The coding region runs from base 1 to 1026 and encodes 341 amino acids. The transcript has a single exon. NCBI's taxonomy places the organism in Eukaryota, Viridiplantae, Streptophyta, Magnoliopsida, Fagales, Juglandaceae.
AUGUCCACACUUCAAUCACCUUCUUCUACCACAGUUCUUGAGCACCUAGAAGAAGAUGGACCAAGUCAAAAAUGCAAAGGCGGCAACAUAUCUUCCCUACCAAACGAUAUAGGCCCUCAAGAUAAAGGCUUUCUCAACGAGUACCAUGGAUUUUGGAUUCCAGCUUUGGCCACGUCAGGAGUUAUAGCAUCACAAAAAUACUUUCAAGCUCGUGACACUGAUAUUCUAUUAGUGACCCCUCCCAAAGUUGGUACUACUUGGUCAAAGGCGAUCUUGUUUGCCUUAAUGAACCGGAUUCACUACCAAGACCUUCAAGAACAUCCUCUACUCACAAAAAUCCCUCAUGAUCUUGUGCCCUUGUUGGAAGGAGAUAUCUACACUAAAAAAAAAGUUCACGAUCUCAAUCCUGCCUUUCCAAGACUCCUUUCAACUCAUUUACCUUAUGUUUUGUUACCAACAUCUGUGAAGGAUUCGACAUGUAAGAUUGUGUAUGUAUAUAGAAACGCUAAAGAUACUUUUGUAUCACUUUGGCACUUCCAAAAUAGGUUGUAUCCAACGACUGCCUCGCUUGAAGAAGCUUUUAACAAGUUUUGUAAGGGAAUGAGUCCAUUUGGCUCUUAUUGGGAUCAUGUUUUGAGUUGUUGGAAGAAAAGCAUACAAAAUCCAGGCCGAAAGAUGCUUUUCUUGAAGUAUGAAGAGAUGAAAGAGCAACCCACCACCUAUUUGAAGAGAAUAGCUGAGUUCUUAGAUUGUCCAUUUUCUCCCGAAGAAGAGGCAAAAGGUACAGUGAAUGACAUUUCAAGUUUGUGUAGUUUUGAUAACUUAAGCAACUUGGAUGUGAAUAAAAGUAGAAAGUGGUGUCUCCCAGAUCAUAAAAUGACACUUUUUAGCCAAGGCGUAGACAAUGCUGCAUUUUUUCGCCAAGGUCAAACUGGAGAUUGGGUGAAUUACUUAACAUCUGAAAUGACAGAAAAAUUAGACCAUAUUAUUGAAGAAAAAUUUCAUGGUAUUGGAUUGAAAUUUUAA